UUCCUUGUGUUUUCAACGCAUCUCCAAUAAUACAAUUUUCUCUUCAAUUCAAGGUUUUUGGAUGUUCAAACCCUAAUUCUUUUUGUUCAUUUCUCACUUUUCACUCUAAAAUUUCUCUGUUAAUUGCACAUUAAUUUCCAAGAAACUCAAGAUCAUGCAGUAAAAAUGGUGAUUCUAAAGGCCAAAAAUGAGAGUUCUGGACCUGCUAAGAAUGCUGGUAUGAGUAAAUUCAAGGUUUACUCAGAAAAGCAGAAGAAGAUCAAUGGUCGGAACAGCAUUAAUGGUGAUACCAAGUUUUUGAGGACUUCCCUCGUGUCAAACACAGGCAAGGGGACUCUAUUUGCGAGUAACACGACUAACAAAAGUAAGGUUUAUAUAAGUGGCACUGAGGCGACUACAAGCAGCAAUGAUACUCUUGACAAGACUAUGACCAAGACCAAGGUUAGACGAAGGGCAUUAGCCGAUGUCAGCAAUAUUCAGAGUCGAACUUCUAGAUUUGACAAGCUUAGUGGUUCUAGGAAUUCAAUGGUAUUUGGCACUCAAUGUAGUAUUGCUUCGUCUAGUCAAGCUUUAACAGAAAAUGUUAAGCCAAACCUAACACGUACAACUACAGUCUCAAAAGCCUUAAACCCAUCAGCAAAAGCCAAUGCCAAAACUCUGAGGGAAUCUUCAAAUUUUCAUGGGGUCCAAGUAAAUGAAAGUAGGGGAACUAUGCUCGGGCAGACUUCCAUGAAGUCUAAUAUAAUUACAAGGAAUUCUCUUCCACCAGUGAUGAGAGCUAAUUGGUGUGAUUAUGGUGACUUACAGGGAAAAAUUAAGGCGAAACUGACACGUGGUGUCACAGCCUCAAAAACCUCAAACCCUUCAGCAAAAGCCAAUGCCAAAACUCUGAGGUCAUCUUUUAAUUUCCAUAGGGGCCAAGUAAAUGAAACUAUGGGAACCAUGACAAGGCGGACUUCCAAGAUAAGUAAUAUCAUUGCAAGGAAAUCUCUUUCACCAGUAAUGAAGUCUGAUUCUAGUGACUUGCAGGGACAUACUAGAAGUGCAGAAAAAUCUACUAGAAAAAUUGGUUUUCCAGUAAAAGCAAGGGCUUUCGGAAAAUCUAUAAUACAAGUGAGCAAUCUCAAAGGCAAAGCUCCUAAGGAAAAAUUGAACGAUGACUUCAUACUGAAGGCCACGAGAAAGCAAACAAUCAAGGAUGUACGUGGAGGGCUAAAAAUAUCAGUCAAGCCACUUGCCAGAACCAGUGUACAUAUGUCUAAUAACCAAAAGAACAUAAAAUCUAAGAGCAUGUGUACUUUAGGCAAGCCUCUUGGAUAUCCUGCCAGAAGAGCGAAGGUUGCUGCAUCUUUUGCAAAGACUUCUAACCCUAUAGUUUCUUGUGAAAAAGUUGUUGAAAGAGGAAUUCCUACACAAAGUAGUGAUACCUUAAAGCCACAAUCAUCAGACAUCACAGCUAGUAAAAGAUCUAGACGCAGGAAAUCAUAUACAUCUUCACUGAUAUCAAGAUCAAAGUUACUAGAAGUGAGAAAUGAAGCCAAGGAAGAUGAACAUUUUCCAAAUAUUGAUGAUGAGGGUAAUCCUCUUGAAGCUGCGGAAUAUGUUGAUGACAUCUAUGAGUAUUAUUGGACAAUGGAGGCACAGAGUACACCAAUGGAAAAUUAUAUGAGGAUUCAAUCAGAUGUUACACCUCAGAUGCGAGGGUUGUUGAUUAAUUGGCUUAUUGAGGUACACCUCCAUUUUGAUCUGAUUCCAGAAACACUUUACCUGACAGUGGCUGUGCUAGAUAGAUACCUUUCGACAGUUACAGUAAAGAUAAAAGAGUUACAGUUGGUUGGUCUUGCAUCUCUUUUGCUUGCAUCAAAGUAUGAGGACUUCUGGCAUCCAAGGGUCAAACACUUGAUUAGUAUCUCACCUGAGCCAUGCACCGUAAAGCAAAUGCUUGAAACGGAAAAAGGAAUUCUCAAGCAGCUAAAAUUUCGGCUGAAUUUGCCAACAGCUUAUGUCUUCAUGCUAAGGUUCCUUAAGGCUUCUCAGUCAAAUAAAAGGCAUGAACAUCUUGCAUACUAUCUCAUUGAAUUAUGCUUGGUUGAAUUCGAAGCCUUGAGGUUCAGGCCAUCAUUGUUAUGUGCUUCAGCUGUCUACGUUGCCCGUUGUACCCUACAUACGGUUCCAACAUGGACUCCAUUGCUUGGAAAGCAUGCACGCUAUGACAAACUUCAGAUGAGAGAAUGUGCAGAGAUGAUCCUGCGAAUCCAUAAAGCUGCUAGUUCAGGAGUCUUGAAGGUCACUCAUGACAAGUAUAUGCAGCCCGAGUUUGGCAGUGUUGCAGCCAUCAGACCUUUGGACAACCUUCCUGUAUGAAGCUCUCUACGCCUCCUGUGUUUUUUCCGGUGGUGUAGUCUUUUAAUUAUCUUUUUUCUUUUGUUGAUGGAAAGUUAAGGUUGCUGAUUUCAUGUCACAAUUAGUGUGCAAUAUACUUUUGGAAAUGUUGUACAAUAUCAUGUAGGUUAUGUCUUGGCUCUACCAUGCUACAGAAUUGCUUGUUCAUGUACAUCUUGAAACUCUGAAGAGUUAUACAUAAUCAUUAACAUCAAGUAGGAUAAUGUUCGCUGGAGAUAAUUGUAAUUUCUGAAAUGUAUAGCAUUGUUUUGUUGGCUAUGAGCCUACAUAGUAGACAAAUUGCUUUAAAGUCCUGCAUUCCUGGCCUAGUUGAUUGGCCUAAUGUAUUUUUAUAAGUAGUGUUUGACAUCUUUGUAUUGGCACUUUCAGUGGAAUUAAGGUUAUCAUAAAUCACAAAUUCUCG
Amaranthus tricolor (Joseph's coat) is the source of this 2806-nucleotide messenger RNA. RefSeq names its product putative cyclin-B3-1. Gene Ontology annotation, molecular function: cyclin-dependent protein serine/threonine kinase regulator activity. The transcript has 26 exons. NCBI's taxonomy places the organism in Eukaryota, Viridiplantae, Streptophyta, Magnoliopsida, Caryophyllales, Amaranthaceae. Gene Ontology annotation, biological process: mitotic cell cycle phase transition; regulation of cyclin-dependent protein serine/threonine kinase activity. Gene Ontology annotation, cellular component: cytoplasm; cyclin-dependent protein kinase holoenzyme complex; centrosome. The coding region runs from base 166 to 2364 and encodes 732 amino acids. The record is from RefSeq and is a predicted model, not a curated record.